AUGUCUACGCACGAAUUUGAAAAGUCAUCUUCUUAUGAUUUUAAUCAUGAAGGGCAUAAAUCGUUCCGAUGUUCAGCUAUUGAAAUUUCAGAAUCAUCAUUAAUUGAAUAUACCAAAGCAAGUGCAUCUUUCAAUGAUUCAGCUAUUGAAAUAUCCAAAUCAACAUUAAUUCAACACACCGAAGGUGAUAAAGGAAAAUCAACCAUAGAUAAAGAAGAACUGUAUCAUCCAAAUGUUCCCGCAGAUUUGAUUCCUAAAAAAGGAGAAACUGUGUCAACUGUAGAUGAAGGAAUUGAAAUGUAUCGAACAUAUGGAAAAGCUGCUGGUUUUGGAAUUAGAUUAGGAUCCACAACUACAUAUGGUGACUACAGUCUAAGAAAAAAACAUGAAAGAAAAUCAUAUUCAAAAGUUACAGGAUGUAUGGCGAUGAUUGGUUUUGACAGAAAUUAUAAAACAAAUACUAUUACUGUAUAUGCAUUUGAAGAAGCACACAACCAUCCACUUACUGAAUUUAAUGAAGAAAGUCUUUGUUCUCAUAAUCAUAGACUUAGUAUUUCUGAUCAAGAACUUAUUUUCAAAGCUUCAACUCUCAACAUUGGUGCAACUAAAGCACACAAGAUACGGGCAUCAUUAAAAGGAGGAUAUGAUCAUUUGCCAGCAACAAAGAAUGAUUUCAAGAAUUUUUGGAGAGAUUAUACCAAUAUUGUUGGACCCAAUGAUGCUCAAUGUGUUGUAGACCAGUUGAUAAUUCGCAGGGAUAAUUAUCCAAAUUUCCAUUUUGAAUACAAGUUAAAUGAUGAGGAACUAAGUGCUAUGUUUUGGGUUGAUGAAACAGGAAAAGAAAACUACUCUAAGUUUUCAGAUGUUAUUUCAAUGGAUGCAACGUACAGAACAAACAGGUACAAUAUGAUAUUUGUUCCUUUCACUGCUAUUAACAACCAUGAGAAGACAAUCAAUGUUGGAGCAGGACUAAUAUCAGAUGAAACAAUUGAGUCAUACUCCUGGUUAUUAAAAGAUUUUCUAUCAGCACAUAAAAAAAAACCAACCAUGAUUUUGACAGAUAUGGAUCCAGCUUUAACUUCUUCUAUAUCAAAGGAGCUUCAAGGAUGUACACACAGAUUAUGUAUGUGGCACAUAAUGUCAAAAAUGCCUUCAAAGAUUGAUCCCAAUGUAGUUUCAAAUUCAGAUUUCAAGAAACGCAUAAAUCAACUAGUUUGGAGUAUGAAUAUUGAACCAUCAGAAUUUGAGUGUCAGUGGGAUAUGAUGUUGGAUGAAUUUGAUCUGAGGGAAAAUAAAUGGUUAGAUGAUAUGUUCAACAAGAGACACAAGUGGAUUCCUUCAUACUUUAGAGAUAUACCUAUGUGUGGCCUUAUGAAAACUACAUCUCGGUCUGAAAGUUCAAAUUCAUUUUUCAAUGUUUUCUCCAGUGCAACAAACUUACUUGUAAACUUUAUGUUCAAGUUUGACACUGCACUUUCAAAGCAACGUCAUGAGCAAAAAAGAUUGGAUAUUGCAUCAAGAGAUACUUCUCCCCAACUUUUAUUUGCUCCUGAUCCUUUGAAGAUUGAAAAACAUGCUUCAUUAGUCUACACACGAGAAGCAUUCCUUAAAGUCCAGAAACAGAUUAAAAAGGCAUUUUAUCAGUGUUUUCAAAAGACUUCUAUCAUAGUUAAUGGCUUUCAAGAAUGCACAAUCGUUUACAAGGAAGUUAAGUCAGGCAAAAGACCCGAAUUUAAGGUAUCUUUCAAUGCACAUGAACAAACAAUUGACUGUGCAUGUUUGCAUUUCCAAUUUUUUGGAAUACUAUGUAGUCAUGCUUUUAGAGUUCUAAUAGAUUAUAACAUAUUCGAGAUACCCCAGAAAUACAUUUUGGAUCGAUGGAAAAAGAACAUAUUGGAUGUUGCUUUUCAAAAGGUAAACCACAGAUGGCAAGUGUGCAAUACAAAUAUUUCUAAUCUCCUGCGAGAUGCUUUUUCAUAUUAUGAGAAAUGCAUUGAUACGGUUGUUCAUGACAAGGAAACAUUACAAGAAUUGGUGAAUGCUCUUCAAGAAUUAAGUGUAAAUUGUGGAAAGAAUGUUGCAUCUAAACCAAGUUCAAAUCCAAUAAAAGAAGUUGUUGAAAAUGUCAUUGGACUUCAUAUUGCAGAUGAUAUUAAAAUCAAAGUACCUAGUGGGAUAAAAACAAAAGGAAGUGGAAAGAGAAAUAGAAUCAAAAGUGCAGCAGAAAAAGCAAUAGCUAAAUCUCUUUGA
Lactuca saligna is the source of this 2250-nucleotide messenger RNA. The record is from the annotation of a GenBank genome assembly. Lineage: Eukaryota; Viridiplantae; Streptophyta; Magnoliopsida; Asterales; Asteraceae.